This is a messenger RNA of Paramuricea clavata, 1566 nucleotides long. Lineage: Eukaryota; Metazoa; Cnidaria; Anthozoa; Malacalcyonacea; Plexauridae. The record is from the annotation of a GenBank genome assembly.
AGCGCUUAAGCAGAAAACGUGAAAAGUUUGUUAUAGAAAUGAUCAAAAUGUUUUUAUUUUUUUGUAUUUUCUAGUAUUUUUUUCUUGUGUAAAACGAUAAAAGAUGUAUGACCUGUAUGCAAUAUUUAAGCAGGCUCAUCCACCGUCGGCCAUAGAACAUUGUUUGGUGUGCAAUUUUUAUUCUGCCGUUGAGAACAAUUUGGUUGUUGCUGGGACCUCGUUGGUGAGGGUUUAUAGACUGGUCGAAGAGAAGGUAUUUGUGGGAAUUUACCAUAACCGACUAACCAGUGUACCCAUCUAUAUAUUUCAAGUUGCGACGCAAAACUUACUUCAAUUUGGCGUUUUAUUUACACCCACCCACCCAACUUUGAAAAUACCAAGCAUGGCAUCAUAGUAUCAUACCUUAAUUGUGGCAUGAUGUAUAAAAAAUAUACGGUUUGGCAUGGUGAAAUUCGUAAAUGGUGAAAACCUCACAGAAUGAUAAAUUUGACCUACCCACCCAAAAUGUCAAAUUGACAUUUUGUGCGGCAACUUUUUUUUAUUUAUUUUUGUCACACACAUAAAAGAUAUACAUUUACAUAGAGAUAUAACAAUAACAAUAACUAAAUGCUGUGACAGGAGAAGAAAACAGAAACGAAAUUCCAAUUCAUAUUUGAACCCUUAAAAAUUAAUGGCUAACGAGAUAAUUAACGGUGUGACCCCUUUUAGUUUAUGUGUGCAGGGGAGGAUGUAGACUUGCUCCAAGUCUCUCUUUCAUUGUCAUAUAGUAUCGAUCCACUAUAGUGUACAUUACAUGACAUAGCAUGGAGAGGCGGAGCGAGAAAGAGAGACUUGUCAACUUUGGAAAAUCUCGGUUCAAAACUGAACUGAAAAUGCAAGACUUGCUUUAAUUGUUUUCCUUCAAUUUCUUUCUGUAUUAUUUGCUAUUAUGGAGCUCAUGUUAUUUACACUGUGCUAGAUCAAUACAUAUAAACACUGACACAAACAAUUAAAGCAAGUCUUGCAUUUUCGGUUCAGUUUUGAACCGAGAUUUUCCGAUGUUGACAAGUCUCUUUUUCUCGCUCCUCCUCUCCGUGCUACGUCAUGUAAUGUACACUAUAGUGGAUCGAUACUAUGUGACAAUGAAAGAGAGACUUGGAGCAAGUCUGGGGAGGAUGGGAAGUAAGGUAUCAUAUUGCUCAUUAUGCUGAAAAAAUUAAAAAGGUGGUCGUGUAAAUACAGAGUGAAUUAGUUUAUACUUGUAAAUAUUGAAACAUUUUGGUUGUUUCUGCAGUUUUUAUUGAGAUUUUUCAGCAUAAUCGGCAAUAUGAUACCUUGCUUUGGACCAUCACUUCCUGUGCACAUAAAUGAAAAGCUGGAAUUGCCAAUUGUAAUUUGCCAAACUCACGCUGAAGAUCUUUGGCGUGUUGCACUUAAAAUGUACCCUGGGGUAUUAGAGGUCAGAAGACUUUGUCUAAUUUUGCCAAAAUUUUCACCUUGAAAUUAUUAGGAUUUCUACAAAUUAUUCAUUCUCAUUUUCUGUGUAGAGUGAAGAUGAUAUUCAGUUGGAAGAGCUUGAAGGGAAAG